CAACUGCCUUCUCCAAAACAGAGGUGGUAGAACUAGGAGAAGCGCCGUGGUUUCUCUUUCUCCUAGAGCUAGGGGAAGCAGAGCUGGUAUGGAGCUGCUGGCGUUUCUCACUGCACUUUCCUUGCAUCUCUGCACUGCCCUGGCCGGGAUGGACUCGUGUUACGAGCAGGAGUCAGGAAAAGCCCAGAGAUGCAUGCCCGAAUUCUGCAAUGCUGCUUUCAAUAGGACAGUGCUGGCCAGCGACGCGUGUGGCUUUCCCGGCCCGGAGGAAUACUGUCUGCAGACCGGCGUGACUGGAGUCACCAAGUCCUGCCAAGUGUGCGACGCCCAAGACCCCCAGCGGAGCCACAAUGCCAGUUACCUGAACGACUUCCACAAUGAGCAAGAGCCCACCUGGUGGCAGAGCCCGUCAAUGCUGCACGGUGUGCAGUUCCCCAACUCGGUCAAUCUGACCCUGCACCUGGGAAAGUCAUUUGAGAUCACCUACAUCCGACUGAAGUUUCACACGAGCCGGCCGGAGAGUUUUGCCAUUUACAAGAGAACGAGGGAGGAUGCCCCCUGGAUUCCCUACCAAUAUUACAGUGCUUCAUGCCGUCAAACAUACGGCACUUCUGGCAGGAACUUUCUCCGUCUGGGGGAUGAAGAGCGAGUGGCAUUCUGCACUGAGGAGUUCAGUGACAUCUCCCCUCUGACUGGAGGGAAUGUGGCCUUCUCCACCUUGGAAGGGAGACCCAGCGCUUACAGUUUUGACACCAGCCCCAUGCUGCAGGAGUGGGUGACAGCCACUGAUCUGCUAAUUUCCUUAAACCGACUGAACACCUUUGGUGACGAUCUCUUCAAGGAUCCGCAGGUCCUCCGGUCCUAUUAUUAUGCCAUAUCUGAUCUAUCUGUGGGAGGCAGGUGUAAGUGCAACGGUCAUGCCAGUGAGUGUAUAACCAAUGACCAGGGCAGGCUGGUGUGUAAUUGCCAGCACAACACAGUUGGCGUGGACUGUGACAAGUGCCGUCCAUUUUUCCAUGACAGACCUUGGGCACGUGGAUCCUCACAGGGUGCGAAUCAAUGUCUGCCCUGCAACUGCAGUGGAAGAUCGGAACAAUGUACCUUUAGUGCGGAUCUAUAUCGUAGGACAGGACAUGGAGGGCUGUGCCUGAACUGCAGGGAUCAUACAGCCGGGCAGCAUUGUGAGAAGUGUGAAGAGAACUUCUAUAGGAAGCAUGAUGCUGAACCCUGUCAACCCUGCAACUGCAGCCUCAUGGGGUCACUGAGUUUGCAGUGUGACCAGAACGGAGACUGCACUUGCAAAGCAUCUGUCAUGGGAAAAAAAUGUGACCAGUGCCAGCUGGGCUAUCACUCGCUCUCGGAGGGAGGAUGCAGACAAUGUGCGUGUCGCCCUGAAGGCAGUGUCGGUGACUGCCAUCCAAUCAAUGGAGACUGUACCUGCAAACAGAAUGUGGAGGGAGCCCUGUGCCACAGUUGUAAGUCGGGAACUUUCAACCUCCAACCUCACAACCCUCACGGCUGCAUCAAUUGCUUCUGCUACGGACACUCAGCAGCUUGUACCUCAGCCUUGGAGUUCAGUGAGCACCGAGUGGUGUCAACCUUCAGCCAAGAUGCGGAUGAAUGGAAAGUACAGAAAUCAGGUGGCAGGGAAUCUCGGCUGGUUUGGGAGAAGAAUCGGAUCAGUUUGUUUCCAGAGAAUGGGAAAUGGGAAUAUUUCAUUGCACCAGAAAAGUUCCAGGGUAACCAGCUCCUCAGCUAUGGGCAGAAUCUCACCUUCAUUCUUGACUUGGAAAGUGAGGAAAUGCAGUCCUUCAGCCUGAUUCUGGAAGGUUCUGGAAGCCAUACAUCAGUCAGUAUUUCUCCACAUGUGCAGAAAGAGGGAUUCGCCCGGCGGUGGGAAGUCACCUUCAUACUCCAUGAGGCAGAGGACAGCAUCCACACACCAACCUUGUCCAGUUUCCAGUUCCAACAGAUGCUCUCCAAUCUCACUGCUGUGAAAUUUGGCUGUUCGGGGGCUGCUUCCUUUCACCUGAGAGACGUUACCCUGGUUACAGCUCAGGCUGGUCUCUUGCCUCGUGCUGCCUGGGUGGAGGAGUGCGUGUGUCCUGAAGGCUACAUCGGACAGUUCUGCGAGUCCUGUGCCCCCGAUUAUAAGCGAGAAAUCCCCUUUGGUGGGCCAAUAAUUCCCUGCGUCCCGUGCACCUGCAACCACCAUGGAACCUGCGAUCCUGAAUCGGGUAUUUGCCAGUGUUUGCACAACACCAAUGGAUCCUCCUGUGAGCAGUGUGCGAAAGGUUACUAUGGAAACCCAUUUCGGGGCAGGUACAAUGACUGCAAACCUUGCCCGUGUCCUGAUCAGUCCAACUGUGCCAUGAUAGAAGAGACAAAAGAAGUGGUCUGUAUAAGCUGCCCCAAGGGACAAACAGGGAAUCGUUGUGAAAUUUGUGAUGAUGGCUUCUUUGGUGAUCCGUUGGGGCAAAAUCAGUUUGUCCGCCCCUGUAGGCUGUGCUAUUGUAAUGGGAAUGCUGACCUCAACGCCGUGGGCAACUGUGAUCACCUGACAGGGGAGUGUCUGAAGUGUUUGUUCCACACGGUUGGCCAUUACUGUGACAGGUGUGAGGAUGGUUUCUAUGGGAACGCUCUGGACCCCAACCCAUCCAACAAGUGCCAACCAUGUAACUGCAAUCCAGUUGGUUCAGCUCACGAACUUCAGACCUGCAAUGCCGUAAGUGGCCAAUGUGAAUGCCUACCCAAUGUAACUGGCCGAGAUUGCAGCCGAUGUGAGCUGGGCUACUAUAACCUGCAGCCUGGCGUGGGCUGCCUCAGAUGUGGCUGCCACCCUGUGGGAUCGCGGAACAGUUUCUGCCAGCCUGAGACUGGACAGUGCAGCUGUCGACCUGGCGUCGAGGGGAGAUUGUGUGACAAAUGCAGGCGGGGAUACUUUGACCUCUCUGAGAAAGGUUGUCGAGCCUGUGACUGCUCUCCGCUGGGUUCCUCGGCAAUGCAGUGCAGGGAUAAUGGCUCCUGUGUCUGUAAGAAGGGUUUCACUGGAUGGAAGUGUGAGCAAUGUCAGGAGAAUUAUUUCAUCAGCCCCUCCUCCUUUCACUGCCAGCAAUGCCCUGUCUGCUACGGCCUGGUGACGAGGCUGCAGCAGCGGAUGAACAAGCUGCAGGAGGAACUGGACAAAUUCAGCAGCCAUCCUGAGCAGUUCUAUCAGCUUUACACCAACCACCUGCAGUUAGCUCUCAAAGACAUGGAGAUCCAGUCGGAGGCUGCCAUUAAAGUGUUUGGACAAUUUGAUAAGGUCUGCAGAAGCUCUUCGUGCAGCAAGUGGGAGAGGUGGAGAUUCUCUCUGCACACAAUUGGCCUGAAACUAACCAACAUCAGUCGGGCCUUGGACUGUGAGAGGAACGAGGAUAAACACUGCCACCUGGUGUCUGACAGCCAGCUCCUCAUCAGCACCAGCCGCAGGGAGCUACAAGCAGCCAAAGAAGCCCUGGACAACAUGCAGGUACCCAUGCUGAUUCGUGGCUUUCCUGGCGAUGAAUCCCAGAAUUGGACCAGGGUGGUUCAGGAGUCCCGCACUCUUGCAGAAAGUCAUGUCAGAGAAGCAGCAGAGGUGGAGUCAAUCGUGAGACAAGUCCUGGCUGCAUCCAACCAAAGCUACCUCAUCCUGUCCGGCAUCAUCGAGGACAAUUCCACGGCUGGAGAUGUCGCAGAGGCUGAGGACCGGCUGCAGGUGUUUCAGAGUAAAAGAGACGAGCUGGAGGCAGAGGUGGAUGAGGUGCUGAAGGAGGCGAAGAGACAAUACAGCUACACUCAAAAAGCUCGAGGCUCAAGACCAAUUCAGCUACUGAAUCUUACUGAAUUAAAGCUGGAGAACUGGGAUAAUUUAACCACAGAGAUUGAGGAUCUCGAGAGCACUCUUUGGUCCAAAGACCAGCAGAUCAAGGAACUCUUCGUGGAGUUGGAACCUCGGAUGAAGGUCUUGACCAAGGGGUUGGAAACCAAGCAAUCCUAUGAGCAGCUCUUGAGUCACGUCAAAUCUGUCCGGGCCACCGCAAAUGCAUCACUGCACCAAGCCCUACAGAUAAAGGAAACAGGAACCUCCUUGCUGAAAACUUUGGAAGAUAACAAGCGAACGUUUUCUGUGAGGAAGCUGAAAAGCAAGGGGGUUUUCAGGAAGAUGGGGCUCAGAGAGAGGAUGAUUGCAGAGGCAAAGAAGAAGACCGCACAGGCCAGGCGGAUGUUGGGAACGGCCCAGUCGAGUUCAACAGUCAGCAAUGCCACAGCUGUCCAAACCUCACAUGUCAUCAGAGGCAUUGCAAAGGAAGCCCAGAAGAUUAGGAGGCAAUCAAGGGACCAGGCCUUGCAAUCUGCCUCACUGCACUCGCAGCUGGAGGCCACACGAGAACAAAUUGACGCCCAGGAGGACCUAGUGGCAGCUCGGAAGGCAAUCGUCCAGGAGAACACAGAAACAGCAGCUGAGGUUCUUGGUGAGACAGAGGUGCUGAGUAAGAGCAUGAAGCAAGCAAAGCACUCCCUCGAUCGUGAUGUGAAGCAGUUGACAGAAUUGCUGAGAAAAAUAGACAUCCUACAGAUUGGCAGAAUAACAGAAGAAACCUUGAAUAAAACACAGAAUCAGAUAGGAGCACUGAGAUUCACAAUCAAUCAGAAACUAACGCGGAAAGUUCGGGAGUUGGAGGCUGCCUCCGAGAUGCAGAUCCUGAAGAUGAAAGUAUUUGAAAAGGACAUUGCAGAGAUCCAGGCAGACAAGCACAACCUGGAGGACAUUGUUCAGAACUUGCCCCAGGGUUGUUAUGACAAAGCAGGGCUAAGAAGGCAGUGAGAAGUUGAGGAAGAAGGAGAUUGCUGUGGAUGGUUUUUGUUAUAUUCUCAAGCUAUUUGCCACGCCACCUGUUAGAUGCCAUUUAAUGGAUUAUUCCAGAUCAUUAAUUCGGUUGGGUCGUUAAUCCCUCAAUGUUCCUUCUGAUUUUUAACCCUUCAUCUGCUCCUCCUAUUUUUGUCGGUGGUUAUGACAUGGGAGCCGUGACCCUUUUGUAUCUCAUGCAGCUGGUUGGUGUCUUCUAAACCCUUCAUAUUGUUUGUUGAAUGAUUUCAUACCACCAAACCUAAUACUGUGCUCAUUUUAAUGUUUUGGCACCCCCCCCCCCCCCCCCCCCCCACUUGUGGCAAGAUUGCAGGACAACUGCAAAGCCUUACUUUCUAACUGGUCCCUGGUGUGGCAGGGGUGGGAAUGCAGAGACUUUCCCCUUGUUUUCAACAAGUCUAAACUGACAUGUUCCCUAAAUAAUUCACUACCAACCCUCUGUUCAUUUACCCAUUAAAGACUUGGGGGUGUUAUGAUAUCAGAAAAUCUCUUUACAUUCAAAUUGGCCUGUAACCCUUAAAUGUAAUGUUUCUACCUGAUGGCUUCAAAUAUGAUCUUAACCAAACAAGAGAGAGAUCACUAAUGCUGAUAGGAUCCAAACAGAUGCAAUAAUAAACUUGCAUUUACAGUUAUGAUUUUGUUUAAAAAGAAUUAAUGGAUGUGGUAUUAGUUUGAAGCUUCUCCUCCCUGCUACAGCCAGGUUGGUGAAGUUCUAGUUCAGUAUUAGUUUGCCGCAUUUGAGAUCUGUGAACUGAGUGAAGAAGCCAUUGAACCUGGGGCUGUACUUAUCCAUAUAGCAUUCACAAUUUGCCGGCCUUCAAAAGGAAAACUAUUCAUUUUUAAUAGUUUUUUUCUGAGCAGAUGGCCAGGCAUUUUUAACACCCUCCAAUGUAUAAAAUACAAUGUAAAAUAAUCUGUGACUGAUGACAGAAUUAUGUUGCUUUCCAUGAAUUGAAGAUUAGCCUUAACAGCAAAGUAAUAAAUUCCAUAAUCACAGUACUUCUGUGUUUAUAAAACUAUGUAUCCAACAAACUUUAUAAAGAUUCUCUUUCAAAUUUAAGAUAUCCCAAAAUGCUUUACAGUAAGUUACAUCCUCCUGUUGUCUUUUAUCACAAUAGUACUGGAAUCCAUUAGUCCAUUCAGCAACAAUUUGCAUAAAUAGCAGUCUUAACAAAGUGUCCAAUGAACAAUCUUGUAAAUUUUGAGUGAUUGCAGUCAAUGGCUGUUUUCAGGCAUUUUAAAUGAUACUGAGAGCUGAGAAUUUCAACAUUCCAAGACACUUCACAGGAGAGUAGCAAGACAAAAAUUGACACUGAACCAAUAAAGUGAUUUGAUAUGGUUGCUAAAAGCUUAGUGAAAGAGGUGGAUGUUAAGGAGUGUCUUAUUAAAAAAAAGAUGCAAAGAAGUUUAUGGAGGAAUUUGCAGUCAUCCUGAAGAUGUAAUUUCCAAUAUGUCUCCAGUUUAAUUACAAUAUUAAAAAGCUUUCCUUCAUAGAAUCCACAAGUUAGAAAUUCUCAGCUCUCAGUAUCAUUUAAAA
Molecule: messenger RNA, 6428 nt
Organism: Pristis pectinata (smalltooth sawfish)
Lineage: Eukaryota; Metazoa; Chordata; Chondrichthyes; Rhinopristiformes; Pristidae
Product: laminin subunit gamma-3-like
Source: RefSeq, a predicted model, not a curated record